This is a messenger RNA of Labrus mixtus (cuckoo wrasse), 633 nucleotides long. RefSeq names its product claudin-4-like. The record is from RefSeq and is a predicted model, not a curated record. Gene Ontology annotation, cellular component: bicellular tight junction; plasma membrane. Gene Ontology annotation, biological process: cell adhesion; bicellular tight junction assembly. The coding region runs from base 1 to 633 and encodes 210 amino acids. NCBI's taxonomy places the organism in Eukaryota, Metazoa, Chordata, Actinopteri, Labriformes, Labridae. The transcript has 2 exons. Gene Ontology annotation, molecular function: structural molecule activity.
AUGGUGUCUGCUGGGAGACAGAUCUUUGGUUUGGCCCUGGCCAUCAUCGGCUUUCUGGGAAGCAUCAUCGUCUGUGCUCUCCCCACAUGGAAAGUCACAGCCUUCAUCGGUGCCAAUAUCAUCACCGCUCAGGAGAUCUGGGAGGGUUUGUGGAUGAACUGUGUGACCCAGAGCACAGGCCAAAUGCAGUGCAGGGUCUAUGACUCCCUCCUGGCCUUACCUCAAGACCUGCAGGCCACCAGAGCUCUCGUCAUCUUGGCCAUCAUCAUUGGCAUCUUCGGGGUCCUUCUCGGCACAGUAGGGGGCAAGUGCACCAAUUUUGUGGAGGAUGAAAGGCAGAAGAGCAAAGUGGCCAUUGCUUCUGGAGUUGUCUUCAUCAUCGCAGGUCUGUUGGUGCUCAUUCCCGUCUGCUGGACCGCCAACACUAUCAUUCGUGAUUUCUACAACCCGAUCCUGACCAACGCUCAGAGGAGGGAGCUUGGGUCAUCACUCUACAUCGGCUGGGGCUCGGCAGGGCUGCUGUUCCUGGGUGGGGGCCUCCUGUGCAGCUCUUGUCCCCCCAGAGAUGAGAAUGAGUAUGAUGUAAAGUACUCCAAGGCUCGCUCUGUGGAGAGCAACAAGGCCUAUGUUUAG